AUGGUGAUUACAGGAUUUCUAACGCUUCAAAGUGACACAGCCCGGGGCAAUUAUGGACUGUUUGAUCAACUGGAAGCAUUAAAGUUUGUCAACAGAAAUAUUAAAAACUUUGGAGGGGAUCCAUCUCGUGUUACCAUCGGUGGUGAAAGUGCCGGUGCUGUCAGCUCUGCUGUUCACUUGAUAUCGCCAAUGUCAUACCCUAAAGGUUUAUUCUCCCAGAUCAUACUCCAAAGCGGAAGUGACGUUGUUCCCUGGGGUAUAACCGAGGCGGCCAUCGUAGUACCACGGAACUACGCCCUCCAGCUGGCGGACUUAUUAGAUUGUCCAGAUGUGACAUCUGAUGAUGCAAUACUCGAGUGCCUCCGAGACCCGGAUGAUGACUACAUUAUGUCACUUGCUGGGCUGAUUGGUGUGGAAUCAAAGCCUGGCAUGUUAACUCUCAGCUGGGCACCAAGCGACGAUGGACCAGGAGGUAUCAUACCUGAACAUCCUCGAAUCGUGCGUAAACGUGGUGAGGUACCAACAAUUCCUGCAUUAAUUGGAAUAACUUCUCACGAGGCUGCUUGGUUCGCAGACUUUAUUGAAGGUGUAUCGGAAGGAGUCAACCGAACGGUUUUCAAAGAUCUCGUAACCCAAAUGAUCGAAGGUUUCCUGAAUAUCGACGAAAAUGAUAAACCUGCACUUAUUGAUGCAGUCGUUUUUAAGUAUACGGAUUGGACUGACGAAGAAAAUCCGUUACUCUAUAGAGACGCCAUAACACAGGCCUUCACCGAUGUUUCCUUCGGCAAUGGAAUGGACCAGUGGGCACGUUACAACACACUAAAGAGCGACACGUAUCAAUAUGUGUUUGCGUACAGGAGUGAGAUGAACAUUCUUCCCGACUGGUACGGUGUUCCACAUGCACUAGACGUUCCGUAUACGUUUGGUUAUCCACAUGUUGUUACCAACCAGGCAUUCGCCAAGGAAACUGGUAUAGCUGCUAUAUUUAACUGGACCGAUGCCGACCGUGCGGCAAGUGACGAAAUGACAAAAUUGUGGGCGAACUUUGUCAAAACUGGCAAUCCAACACCAGACACAAACACAUGGAAACCCUUCAAGAUGAAUGACUACAAGUAUCUAAAUAUUGCAAAGCCCGCAAAUAAGUUAGAAAAAGAUUUUAGAAUCCGGGAAUACGCUUUCUGGAGGGAAUAUGUCCCCAAACUAGUUAAAGUUGAAAAUGACAUUCCUUCUCAGACGACACCGAAGAAGAUGCCACGUACCACAUCAAAUCCUCUAAGAACAGGAUCAUCAAUCACCGAAUCACCAAAAAUGUCUUCAUCCUCACCAAUGCGAUCUACACAAACAUUACAAACUUUAAAACCAACAACAGACGGCACAGCAACCGGAAAUGAAGACAAACAAACAAACGAGAAACUAAAAAUGACAGAUAGAUGGCGUAUUGCAACAAUAGUUGUUUCUUGCGUGGCUGGAUUGCUUCUGCUGGUAACACUCGGCUUGAUAUUUAUGAAAUGUUCCACCAAAAAUAAAAGUGAAGAAAAUAAAAGUUUAGACUUUGAAUUGAGCAGAAAUGACUCUGCUAACUAUUAUGACAACGUAGCUUCGAAGUACUAAUUAAACCACUUGGAUCAAAGAUGCCAAGCCCUACCUUUGCGGACUGAACGAACAAUUAUUAGUGUGAUGCCACUGCCACUGCCACUGAUCAAUAAAGCAAUCAAUGUAACAAUGUUCAACAUUCAAUAUUGAUUUAUUAUAUUCUCAAAUAAAAUACACAAAAUUGCAGAGCAUCAUGUAAGAUAUCUUUGUGUGCUGAGAUGGCGAUUGUUCAUAGCUCAUUUCAUGAUAACGAUAGCUGUAUAUUUAUCACAACAAUGGUGACGUUUUUAUGACGACUCUGGCAACAUUGAUAUGUUUACAAGUUCUGUCUUAUUCACAUUUUCCUGAAAAUAUAUGUGAUAGUAUACAUUGAAUACAUAUAAAUGAUUCAUUUAGCACCAGUUCAUAAAUAUGCAUGUGUUGUGCUAUUACAGUGGACUGUGUAAGAUAGGUCGGCGUUUUGUACAAAUGGCAGCAGGUUGGGAAAUUGAACAUGUUUAAGCCUUAUUUAGAAUAUAUCUCUCCCGUACUCUGACAUAUUGUUCGAUCAGUUAAAGGUUUUCCUUUCACAUUUUAGAAUGCACACUUAAUUACCAUAAAGGGACGAGAACGGGGCUUGAAGGAAACUUGCAUCUUUCUUGAACAGCUCGGAUCCAUCGUCUUGAUGAAGCUUUAAUGCCCAGGACUGAUGUCUGAUGAACCUAUCAGGGUAAUUCACAGACUGAAACGUCAUGUAGUUCUUAAAGUACUUAUUUGGAAUCAAUCUCCAUGUUGCGUCUUUUAUGAAAUAUUGCGGGAGAGAGGGGUUGUUCUUGUCAUCUACUUGGAGACGAUAAUUACUAUGUCUGAGGUACCAUCCAACAUAUGGGGCCUCCGUAUAUGUCAGUGACACCGUUCCA
Molecule: messenger RNA, 2492 nt
Organism: Owenia fusiformis
Lineage: Eukaryota; Metazoa; Annelida; Polychaeta; Sabellida; Oweniidae
Source: the annotation of a GenBank genome assembly